Molecule: messenger RNA, 2143 nt
Organism: Harmonia axyridis
Lineage: Eukaryota; Metazoa; Arthropoda; Insecta; Coleoptera; Coccinellidae
Gene: TM9SF3
Product: transmembrane 9 superfamily member 3
Exons: 9
Coding region: 152-1897 (581 amino acids)
Biological process (GO): protein localization to membrane
Cellular component (GO): membrane
Source: RefSeq, a predicted model, not a curated record
CAAGGAUGGUGUCAAUUGUCAUUGUGACAAUAUCGUUUUUGUGUACGUGUGUUACCUUAUAAAAUAUAGAAUGGCAAAUUUGGUUGAUAUUUGAAUAAUUCAUGGUUUAAUCCAAUUGGAAUUGAAAUAUCUACAUUUAAUUAAUGUAAACAUGGAACAGUUAAGGUUGUGUAUGUUCCUGGCGUUUUUAAUUUCUUCCACAGGGGUGUAUUCUGAUGAACAUAAUCACAUAUAUAAGGACUACGAAGAGGUGGUACUAUGGAUGAAUACAGUUGGGCCAUAUCACAAUAGGCAAGAAACUUAUGCAUACUUCACAUUACCAUUUUGUGUUGGAGCCAAGGAAUCAAUAAGCCAUUAUCAUGAAACCCUGAGUGAAGCACUACAGGGUGUAGAACUCGAAUUUAGUGGUAUUGAUAUUGAAUUUAAAAAUCCUGUUCCAAAGCAUACUCCAUAUUGUGCAGUACAAUUAGACUAUGAAAAAUAUAAAGCAUUUGUAUAUGCUGUUAAAAAUCAUUAUUGGUAUCAAAUGUACAUUGAUGACCUUCCAAUUUGGGGUGUUGUUGGAGAAAUGAAAGACAAUAAUUAUUAUAUAUGGACACAUAAGAAAUUUGAAAUAGGAUACAAUGGGAAACAAAUAAUUGAUGUGAAUUUGACUUCUGAAGAAAAAGUUCUUCUUGCUCCUGAUGCAAAAUUGAGAUUCACUUAUGAAGUCAUUUGGAAGCCAGUCUCCACAAAGUUUAAUGAUCGAUUUGAUAAAUAUCUAGAUCAUAAUUUUUUCCAACAUCGGAUACAUUGGUUCAGCAUUUUUAACAGUUUUAUGAUGGUCAUAUUUUUAGUUGGCUUAGUUUCAAUGAUUCUUAUGAGAACAUUGGGAAAGGAUUAUGCUAGAUAUAGCAAAGAUGAAGAUAUUGAUGAUAUGGAAAGAGAUUUGGGUGAUGAAUAUGGCUGGAAACAAGUACAUGGAGAUGUUUUCAGACCAGCAUCAAAUGCGGUCAUGUUUUCAUCAUUGAUUGGGGCAGGGUAUCAGUUAACUCUAGUUGUAUUUUCGGUUAUAAUUUUUGCCAUUUUAGGGGAGUUGUACACUGAACGAGGAUCUCUUUUGUCGACUUCAAUAUUUGUUUAUGCCAUCACAUCACCAGUCAAUGGAUAUUUUGGAGGUUCUCUAUAUGCUCGAAUGGGUGGCAAAAUCUGGAUAAAACAGAUGCUCCUAUCAGCAUUUAUGUUACCUGCACUGGUUUGUGGAACAGCAUUUUUUAUAAAUUUCAUUGCAAUCUAUUAUCAUGCCUCCAGAGCUAUUCCAUUUGGAACAAUGGUUGCCGUUACAUGCAUCUGUCUGUUUGUUAUUCUUCCUCUCACUUUAGUAGGAACUGUUCUGGGAAGAAAUUUAGCUGGUCAACCAGAUUACCCAUGUAGAAUAAACGCAGUGCCACGACCAAUACCAGAAAAAAAAUGGUUCAUGGAACCUGGAGUUAUUAUUCUAUUGGGUGGCAUACUUCCUUUUGCAAGCAUUUUCAUCGAAAUGUAUUUCAUCUUCACUUCGUUCUGGGCAUACAAAAUCUACUAUGUCUAUGGGUUCAUGUUGCUAGUGUUCUUGAUCUUGAUGAUUGUUACUAUUUGUGUUACCAUAGUUUGCACCUAUAUCUUACUGAACGCUGAAGAUUAUCGUUGGCAAUGGACAUCCUUCUUGGCAGCUGGAUUUACAUCUGGAUAUGUUUAUCUUUAUGCUAUUUAUUACUUCUUCUUCAAAACCAAAAUGUAUGGACUGUUUCAAACAGCGUUCUACUUUGGAUAUAUGGCACUUUUCAGUGGUGCUCUUGGGAUAAUGUGUGGAACUGUCGGAUACACUGGUGCCAGUAUAUUUGUAAGAAAAAUCUAUUCCACAGUUAAGAUUGACUGAAGUGUUGGAAAUGCUACAACUGUACAUAGUAAUUUUUUGUUAAUUGGUGAAUAUCUAUUCACAAAUUUUAGAAUAUACAAAGGUAUUGAAAUCAAUGAUUUAUGUUAAAUAUGUUAUUUUAAUGCAAAUUAGGUUAUUUUUUAUACACCAUAGUAUGAAGAUUUUCAGUUAUUUCUGUUUGGCGAACAUUUUAUUCAAAGUUGAGAUUUUGUUUUUUUUUUCAAAUUAAAUAAAUCUUCACUCAAG